AUGGGGGUCGUGGCGCCCCGAACCCUCCUCCUGCUGCUCUCGGGGGCCCUGGUCCUGACCGAGACCCGGGCGGCCGGUUGGGCGGAGCGACGGAGGGCCUACCUGGAGGGCACGUGCGUGGAGUGGCUCCGCAGAUACCUGGAGAACGGGAAGGAGACGCUGCAGCGCGCAGACCCCCCAAAGAUACGUGUGACCCACCACUCCAUCUCUGACCAUGCGUCCGCACUGAGGUGCUGGGCACUGGGUUUCUAUCCUGCGGAGAUCACACUGACCUGGCAGAGAGAUGGGGAGGAACAGACCCAGGACACAGAGUUUGUGGAGACGAGGCCUGCGGGGCAUGGAACCUUCCAGAAGUGGGCAGCUGUGGUGGUGCCUUCUGGACAGGAGCAGAGAUACACAUGCCAUGUACAGCAUGAAGGGCUGCCUAAGCCCCUCACCCUGAGAUGGGAGCCGCCACCUCAGCUCAACAUGCUUAUUGUGGGAAUUGUUGCUGGCCUCGUUCUCCUUGGAGCUGUUGUUGCAGGUGUUGUGAUGUGGAGGAUGAAGAGCUCAGGUGGAAAAGGAGGGAGCUAUGCUCAGGCAGCCUGCAGCGACGGUGCCCAGGGCUCUGACAGUUCUCUCACAGCUUGUAAAGGUAAGACCCUGGAGGGCCUGAAGUUGAGGGGAGUAGGGCAGAGGGCCGUGAUUGGGUUGUGGGGAAUUUUUGAUUUGGACAUUUUGAGUGUUGUGGGCUGUUCAGAGUGUCACCACGUACAGUGAUUGACCUGAAUUUGUUUAUAAUUAUUUUCUUCUAUAGUGUGAGCCAGCUGCUUUGUGUGGAACUGAGUGAUGCAAAACUUGUUCACAGCCCCGUGUUGUGACUUCAAGACCCCUGACUUCUGUUUCUGUAAAGCCCAUCUGAAUGUGUCUGUGCUCCUGUUAGCAUAGUGUGAGGAGGUGGGGAGACCAGCCUACCCCUGCCCACCACGACCCCUUCACACUGACCUGUGUUCUCUUCCCCAGUCAUCAUUCCUGUUCCAGAGAGGUGGGGUGGGAGGUCUCCAUCUCCGACCCAACUUCAUUGUUUACUGAGCUGCAGUUUCUUACUUCCCUACUGAAAAUAAGAAUCUGGAUAUGUUUGCUUUUUCAAAUUGUUGCUGUGAGCGGUUGAUGGGUUAAUUAAAGAAGGACGAAUUUGACAGAGGAAAUAAAUGGGAACAAUGAGAACCGUC
Galeopterus variegatus (Sunda flying lemur) is the source of this 1211-nucleotide messenger RNA. RefSeq names its product patr class I histocompatibility antigen, A-2 alpha chain. Gene Ontology annotation, biological process: immune response; antigen processing and presentation of endogenous peptide antigen via MHC class Ib; antigen processing and presentation of endogenous peptide antigen via MHC class I via ER pathway, TAP-independent. The record is from RefSeq and is a predicted model, not a curated record. Gene Ontology annotation, molecular function: signaling receptor binding; peptide antigen binding. Bases 1 to 759 code for a protein of 252 amino acids. The transcript is spliced from 6 exons. Gene Ontology annotation, cellular component: external side of plasma membrane. NCBI's taxonomy places the organism in Eukaryota, Metazoa, Chordata, Mammalia, Dermoptera, Cynocephalidae.